This is a messenger RNA of Bactrocera oleae (olive fruit fly), 1047 nucleotides long. RefSeq names its product Cuticular protein 49Af (gene Cpr49Af). Gene Ontology annotation, cellular component: chitin-based extracellular matrix. Gene Ontology annotation, molecular function: structural constituent of chitin-based larval cuticle. The record is from RefSeq and is a predicted model, not a curated record. NCBI's taxonomy places the organism in Eukaryota, Metazoa, Arthropoda, Insecta, Diptera, Tephritidae.
CAGCGAAAAACAAGUUCAAUAUUAUUUAUUAUAAACAUACGACUUUAUUUAAUACAACUAAAAAAUGUGUUUAUUUUCGUCGACAUUGAAUAGUCGCUGAAUUUUAAAAGUAUCUUUUUUUUGUUUUUUUAAGCAUUUAUUAUGACUGUUUUCGUGUUGUUUUUGCUAUUUUGUCAUCAGGAAUCUCGUAGUGAUCUGUGCGGCGGUGGCGACUGCUGCUGCUGCUGGAUGAUGGCAUUGACGCACGUAUAAAAGUCUGUCAUUAGUGCAUGGAGCUUGUCAUUUAGCGUGUCGCGUUUUUAGGUGAACUUCUCUACUUAAUCUCAAUUCAGUGCUAGUAGUUUUGUUAUUGGUUUCCGUCGUUCUUUUGUGAUAAUUUCAUAUUGUUUGUGUGAAUUUCUAGUCAAAAAUUGAAAUGAAAUUAUUAUUUGUCGUAUGUUUGUGCUUUGCCUCGGCGCUAGCAAAGGAAGAAGUGAAAUUGAUCUCCAAUGAAGCCAUGGUGGAAUAUGAUGGAAAAUUUCACUACCAUUACGAGCUCGGCGAUGGCUCGAAAGCCUCACAAGACGGCGUUUUGAAGAAGGUGGAUGCAGAGCAUGACGGCGAAUCGAUUGAGGGCAAAUUUGCUUUUGUCGCCGAUGACGGCAAGGAAUACCUGGUCUCAUAUAUCGCCGAUGAGAACGGCUACCAGCCGGUAGGCGAACACUUGCCAACACCACCACCAGUGCCCGAAUCAGUGUUGAAGACUUUGAAGUAUUUGGAAGAACAUCCCUAUAACCCAGAAGCGGCGGCGAAAAAACACUAAAACAAGCAAGAUGGUGACACAUGCGAGCGGGAAUGAACUGAAACUAAUUGAAAUGAAGAGAACUGUGAUCUUUGCGAUGCAAUGCGCUAAAUAAGUAGAAGAAAAUAUAUUUUGGACUGAUUUCUAAAAGCUAUGUUAAAGGCAAUUGUUUGUUUAUUUUUAUAUAUUAUGUGUAAAGAUUUAUAAUAAAAUGCGCGAUUACGAAAUUUCUGUAAGAAAUAAAUAAAAUAAAUAUUUAAACUAAA